Molecule: messenger RNA, 936 nt
Organism: Trichophyton rubrum CBS 118892
Lineage: Eukaryota; Fungi; Ascomycota; Eurotiomycetes; Onygenales; Arthrodermataceae
Exons: 2
Coding region: 89-754 (221 amino acids)
Cellular component (GO): mitochondrion
Molecular function (GO): thiosulfate-cyanide sulfurtransferase activity
Source: RefSeq, a predicted model, not a curated record
UGCCGAGGCCUGCGACUUUUCCAAUUUACUUCCUGCCUUUGAAUCACCAGCAUCAUCAACCAACAUUUAUUCAACAGGCAGAGCAACAAUGUUUCCUAACAGAACAGCCCUUCGUCUGUGCUCGAGGGCCUCUCGGUCUUCCUCUUCCGCCGUUGCUGUCCCUGCCCGUCGGCUCCAGGGCAUAAGGGUGCGAGCGCAAUCUACCAUUGCCGCAAAUACCAGGCAAACUCCCUCCCAUAAGACUAUAUAUACCCAGACAGUCCGCCAUGCCCGACUACUCUCCAACACCACUCGCCUAUCACAAUCAAAUGGCUCCUACGAACCCCUCUCCUUAAAAGAAUACAAAUUCGAAGACAUAAACUCCGCCUUACCCAAACAAGACCCUUCCUCCCCUUCCUCAAAACCAAAUAUAAUCCUAAUCGACGUCCGCGAACCCCCCGAACUCGAAGCAACAGGCAUCAUCCCUUCCGCCCUUUCCAUACCCAUCGGAUCCCAGACAGACGCCAUGUUCUUGACCCCGGACGAGUUCUUGACUCGGUUCGGCUUCCCGAAGCCAGGGGUUGAGGGAGGCGAUGAUAAUACUACUGCCAAGAUGGUAUUUUACUGCAAGGCUGGCAUUCGGGCCCGUACGGCGGGUGAACUGGCUGUUAGGGCGGGGUAUGAUGCUGGCAGAAUCGGGGUUUACGAUGGAAGCAUUCUGGACUGGGAGAAGAAUGGUGGGCGAGUAGAAAGGUGGGAUGGGCCUGAGAAUUGAGACACUGACUUGACCUGGCCUUUUCUAUUUUUUCUCUUGACCGAUUCUUGUAUAUCUAUAGCUGACAAGUACUUGUGUUAUUGCAUGGUGGCAUGGUAUGCGCAAUUUGGUUGAACAUUGGCUCACAAGCCCAUUAUGUUGAAUAGUAUAAAAAGGAGCGAAAAAAAAAAAAAAAAAAAAAA